AUGGUAGCUCGAACUCCCAAGCUCAUUCUGCUUCUAGUUUUGCAGGUCCCAUUUCUGCAGUUAGCUGCAGGACUUGGUGUCCCUAAACGUGAUAGCCAAUAUGUCAUGAAUCAGAACGGCAUUACCUGGGAUUCAAGCUGCAGUGACCCAAACCCCCAGAAUGUGCAAGAGACAAAACGUGCUGCAGUGCAGCGAGCCUGGGUUGGUGCUUUAGAGCUUAUUAGCGUGACUUGGACACGAUUCAAUACAAAGACAUGGCCAACGGUUAGACAAGAGAAAUUGAGUUUAGCUGCGCAGCAGCGUAUAAAUCAGCAAGAUCCAGGGUCUGUCGUUGUUCUUGAUCUCCAUAUUUCUCCUAUUCAAUGUUGGUGGCUAACUAUCGGCUUGGAUAGAUACGUUCAGUUGUUUGCGCUUGAAAGUUCCACAGCCGGCACAACGCAAAUCAGGUCAAUCUUACAGAACUUGGCUAGCCAACUCAAUUCUAAUCCAGGAACCAAUGGUCGCAUUGCCGGUACCCCAGUGACUAUCAGCUGUCUAGACUCAUUUGUAUAUGAUGAGGAGGAAUUUUGUGAUACGGACUGGGCAACGACAAGAUCUUUCCCUAACGAGGCCAGCAGCACCAUAAAUUUCUGCCCACUUUUCUUUGAGCUACCAAGGUUCGAUAAAAUGAAAAACAGGAGCCCGGACGAGAUCAGAGCAGAAUACCACGAUGAAGAUUAUGACGGCACAGAUGCCCUCACCAUUAUGCACGAGGCCACUCAUCUUUGGUGGAUUGGACCGACCAACUACGGGUUUGAUGAGGAGUACGGGCUAGUUGAAUGUGCUGAGCUUGCAUGGAACUGUGGCAGUCCAAUUUCUGACAGUCCCCAUGUCAUAAUGAACGCUGAUACCUAUGGGUGGUAUGGUGAAUAUGGAUAUUUCGUUCAGAAGGGUGUAAAUAAUCUUUGGCCUCCGAGUCAGCCACAACCCGUGCAGUUACCCCUGCAAAACUACUAA
Penicillium taxi is the source of this 996-nucleotide messenger RNA. RefSeq lists its product as uncharacterized. NCBI's taxonomy places the organism in Eukaryota, Fungi, Ascomycota, Eurotiomycetes, Eurotiales, Aspergillaceae. The record is from RefSeq and is a predicted model, not a curated record. Bases 1 to 996 code for a protein of 331 amino acids. Gene Ontology annotation, molecular function: metallopeptidase activity. The transcript has 2 exons.